AAUUGCAUUCUACUCUUUAAAGGGACAGAAAUAAACUGUAAAGAUCAUAAACAAUCACAAUUCGAAAAAGACAAAAUAAGUUAUUUAAUGAGCUUUAUCGGUCUUUUUUGGAGGGAAAAGUUGAACUGUUCUUUAUUUCUCUAAGUUUUUCCAGCAGUCAAAACUAGUAUUAGUUAUCCUUAUAUAGCUCACACAUUUGCACAGUGAUUUUGUGUUUCCUCUUAAUAUAGUUAAAUGACCAAAUUGAAAGAUGCUUUCAACUAAGAGAAAGAGAGAGCAAGAGGAAACAAAGCAACCAGAAGUUGAAGCUCCCCCUAAAAUAAGUGCUGCAAUCGUUUUACCUAUCCGACAAACGGCCUCCAUUUUCAAGCAAUCGGUCACUGUCGUAAGAAAUCAGCUCUCCAAGGCUCACUCUGAAGUUGCUCAUGGACCUCAAGAAAAACCUAAACAGGUGUUCUGGGAGAAGCGUUUACAAGGUAUUUAUGCUUGUGAUAAGAAAGGAAAAGUAAUUGAGCCAUUUGAACUACCCUCAAAAAUUAAAGCUGUUGGUCUGCAGUUGGGUGAUGAGACCAUAUUAAGAAGCAUUGUGACUGCUUUACACAUAAAUGGGCAUGCUAUCACUGGACAAAACAAGCCAAAAGCACUUCUUGAUAAAAGUCCUGGAGUAUACAUUAAUCCCACCCAACCAUUGGUUCUGGGACUUCAUGUUACAGACGAAGACAUUGAUAUGCAGGAGCAAAAAGUUAUAGAGGCUAGGGAGCGGCUGAAAGAAGCUCUGACUGAAUAAAGAAUUCAUGGAGAAGUAAAUGCUACGUGACCACAGAAUUAAUUUUUUUAAACGCACAGAUUUCAAAUGUGUUGAAACUGAAGGAACAUCUUUUGUACUGAUUCAUGCUAUUUUAUUUAUUCAUAUGUAAAAAUAAUCAUACUUUUUGUAAAUAAAGCCUAUGCAAAUGUAGUGUAAAAACAA
Molecule: messenger RNA, 970 nt
Organism: Parasteatoda tepidariorum (common house spider)
Lineage: Eukaryota; Metazoa; Arthropoda; Arachnida; Araneae; Theridiidae
Product: methyl-CpG-binding domain protein 3
Source: RefSeq, a predicted model, not a curated record